UCAUACCAAAACUUUUUCAUCUUAUGCGCUUGAAAAACCCACGAUUUUCAAUUUUCAGAGAAACCACUUUUGAUCUUAGCCUUUAGAUUUCGCGGAGUGACGAUCAGUAAUGGCUGGAAAGGGUGAAGGACCAGCGAUCGGGAUCGAUCUCGGUACCACGUACUCAUGUGUCGGAGUAUGGCAGCACGAUCGGGUUGAAAUCAUAGCCAACGACCAGGGUAACCGGACGACGCCGUCUUAUGUUGCUUUUACUGACACUGAGAGGUUGAUCGGUGAUGCUGCUAAGAAUCAGGUCGCCAUGAACCCGACUAACACUGUUUUUGAUGCAAAGCGUUUAAUUGGUAGGAGAUAUUCUGAUCCGUCUGUUCAGAGUGACAUGAAGCUCUGGCCUUUUAAGGUGAUUCCUGGUCCUGGUGACAAGCCAAUGAUUGUUGUGAACUACAAGGGUGAAGAGAAGCAGUUCGCUGCUGAGGAAAUAUCUUCUAUGGUUCUCAUAAAGAUGCGUGAGAUUGCUGAGGCUUACCUUGGCUCAACCAUUAAGAACGCCGUUGUUACUGUCCCUGCCUACUUCAAUGACUCUCAGCGUCAGGCUACAAAAGAUGCUGGUGUCAUUGCUGGACUAAAUGUCAUGCGAAUUAUCAACGAACCCACGGCCGCAGCCAUUGCUUAUGGUCUGGAUAAGAAAGCCACUAGUGUUGGCGAGAAAAAUGUGUUGAUAUUUGAUUUGGGCGGUGGAACUUUUGAUGUGUCCUUGUUGACCAUUGAAGAGGGUAUAUUCGAGGUGAAGGCUACAGCAGGUGACACUCACCUUGGAGGUGAAGAUUUUGAUAACCGUAUGGUGAACCACUUCGUUCAGGAUUUUAAGAGGAAGCACAAGAAAGACAUCAGUGGCAACCCAAGAGCCCUAAGAAGACUGAGAACUGCUUGUGAGAGGGCUAAGAGGACUCUAUCGUCCACUGCUCAAACUACCAUUGAAAUUGAUUCCCUUUUCGAUGGUAUUGAUUUUUACACAACAAUUACCCGUGCUAGAUUUGAGGAGCUCAACAUGGAUCUUUUUAGGAAAUGUAUGGAGCCUGUUGAGAAGUGUUUGAGGGAUGCUAAGAUGGACAAGAGCACUGUGCAUGAUGUUGUCCUUGUUGGUGGUUCCACUAGGAUUCCCAAGGUGCAGCAACUUUUGCAAGAUUUCUUCAACGGGAAGGAGCUGUGCAAGAGCAUUAACCCAGAUGAGGCUGUUGCCUAUGGUGCUGCAGUCCAGGCUGCUAUCUUAAGCGGCGAAGGAAAUGAGAAGGUUCAGGACCUAUUACUAUUGGAUGUUACUCCUUUGUCCCUUGGUCUAGAGACUGCUGGAGGUGUUAUGACUGUCUUGAUUCCAAGAAACACAACCAUUCCCACCAAGAAAGAGCAAGUUUUCUCCACCUACUCAGACAACCAACCUGGUGUGUUGAUUCAAGUUUACGAGGGUGAAAGGGCUAGAACCCGGGACAACAACUUGCUUGGGAAAUUUGAGCUUUCAGGAAUUCCUCCAGCACCCAGGGGUGUUCCUCAAAUCACCGUCUGCUUCGACAUCGAUGCAAAUGGUAUCCUCAAUGUUUCAGCUGAGGACAAGACCACCGGCCAAAAGAACAAGAUCACCAUCACCAACGACAAGGGUAGGUUGUCGAAGGAAGAAAUUGAGAAGAUGGUUCAAGAGGCCGAAAAGUACAAGUCGGAAGACGAAGAGCACAAGAAGAAGGUGGAUGCGAAGAACGCAUUGGAAAAUUAUGCCUACAACAUGAGGAAUACUGUCAAGGAUGACAAGAUCAGCUCCAAGUUGUCCCCAGCAGACAAGAAAAAGAUUGAGGAUGCCAUCGACGAGGCAAUUGGUUGGUUGGACAGUAACCAGCUUGCUGAGGCAGACGAGUUUGAGGACAAGAUGAAAGAGCUCGAAAGCGUUUGCAACCCAAUUAUUGCAAAAAUGUAUCAAGGCUCUGGUCCUGAUGCGGGUGCUCCCAUGGAUGAAGAUGUUCCUCCUGCUGGUGGCAGUGGUGCUGGUCCCAAGAUUGAGGAAGUUGAUUAAGAUUUUUUACUCGCCACUUUUCUGUGAACUGCUCCUUUAUGCGGGGUUUAUUGAUUUUACUUUUAGUUUGGAUGUUUAUGUUUUUUUUUUGGUCCAUUUGUAUUCAGUUUAAUUAGAACUCUUAAAGUUGUGCGUUUUCUACUGUAAUAGUACAAUGAAUCGAAUGUUUUCUUAGUUGAGUUCAUAAA
Humulus lupulus (European hop) is the source of this 2244-nucleotide messenger RNA. RefSeq names its product heat shock 70 kDa protein 4. The coding region runs from base 110 to 2056 and encodes 648 amino acids. NCBI's taxonomy places the organism in Eukaryota, Viridiplantae, Streptophyta, Magnoliopsida, Rosales, Cannabaceae. The record is from RefSeq and is a predicted model, not a curated record. Gene Ontology annotation, molecular function: ATP hydrolysis activity; ATP binding; heat shock protein binding. Gene Ontology annotation, cellular component: cytoplasm. Gene Ontology annotation, biological process: protein refolding; cellular response to unfolded protein. The transcript has 2 exons.